AUGUAUUGUAUGGUCUAUACAUUUCUUAAUAUUUCUCAAAUCUUAUAUAUCUUAGCUGUGAUGGUGGCUGCCAGACUAACAUGUCGAGCGACGGAACUCCUUGGCUCCGGGCGAAAAACGGCCCCGACCGAGCGGCCCAGGACCGUGAUCUCCGCGCCGUUCCGCCCGAGCCAGCGAGCCGGGCGGCCGGUGAAGAAGCAGCCGCGGAAGGCGAAGGUGAAGGCAAAGAAGGUGAAGCCGAAGAAGGCGGCGAAGAAGGCGGAGCCGGCGCCACCAGUGGAGGUGGUGGAGCUGGACGACGAAGCUGAAACUGCGCUGGUGAUCCUAGAUUCAGAUGAGGAAGCCAAGCCCAGCAAGACCAGGGCCAAGAAAGCCCGGCCCGUGGACCAUGUGUCCCCUUCGGCCCGCUGUGGCUUGCGGCAAGCGGCGCGGCAGCGCGCCGAAGCGCGGGCGCACUUCGCGGCCGAGGAGGUGGGCGGUGCCUACGUGCGGCUGACCUUCCGGUCUCCCACAGACGAUCGUCUCGACGCACGAACCUCGACGUUGAAUGCCUGCGAGCUGGAGACCGCCUUUGGACGCUUUGGUGUGCGGUUCGUAGCUUCACUGAGCACCGGGGAGGCGGUGCUGGCGACGGAGAGUGCGAAGGAGGCCGUGGCGUGCGCCUUGAGCUUCCACGGGUGGCCCGGGCGCAGUCCGAAGGGCGUGGAACUCCAGGUCCUCAAGCAAAUAAGCUUAGCUGUGGCGCCUGUGGACUGCACUGGGCGCGCCACCUCCCCGAAGACCUGGGUUGUCUCUCGAAGCUUGGUGGCCACCAGCGAUGGCAGCUCCUCGAAGCUCGUUUGA
Durusdinium trenchii is the source of this 843-nucleotide messenger RNA. NCBI's taxonomy places the organism in Eukaryota, Dinophyceae, Suessiales, Symbiodiniaceae. The record is from the annotation of a GenBank genome assembly.